AUGGCCGGAUCAUUCAUGAUCUGUCCGCUCCAAGCGGCCAUUCGGCCAAAGAUUACACGGACUCCACGUUAUCUCCAGAUGCCACCUGGGAUCCCAUUCUGUCGAUUGCGGUCCGGAUCCGAGACCUUCGUCGCCGGUUCCCGGGGUGUACUAUUUACGCCAUGGUCGCGGAUAUCGCGGACGACUUUCAUCACGUCCCAGUUCACCCUCGCCAUGCGUCCGCGUUUGGGGGCAAAUUACCGCUCUCCAACCAUGGCAUUGUCUCCGGCAUGGCCGUCUUUGGCUGGACUGCGUCACCAGGGUUCUUCGCCGUUUUCGGGAAGGCGGUUCGACAUUAUCAACGCACAGGGUCAUCCAUCGUGCUGGGUUAUAGAACCUUUCUGGAUCUUCCAGUGGGUUGACGAUAUUGUUCUCGUUGAGGUAGACAUUGGGGACCGCCUUCAGAAGGCCGAGAAGCGUCUCAGAGACGGUGUGAAACUCGUGUUUGGAUCUGAUGGCUGGCAUGAGGGCAAGUUCACAACGUGGUCACGUGUCUUUCAUGCCGUAGGCACUGACUGGAACAUUCCCGGUGAAUCAAUCCCGGUGCCUCAAAGGAAGAUCGAGAAAAUGCACAGGGUGGUCUCGAAGACGAAGGCGAAGAAAUUCUUGUCACGGAAACAACUAGAUAGUGGUGAGGGUGCUGAGGCAUAUUAUCAGCUUCAUCUCGGUCACAAAGCCGUUUAUACAAAGGUUGGUGGCUGUUCAGACAAGCUGUCGCAGCAGUCACAAAUCGGGCGUGGCGAUGUCAGACUUCCUUCAGAAGGAUCUGGAGUGGUGGGAAGACCUGGUCCUCCAAAACAACUUGAGUAG
Molecule: messenger RNA, 849 nt
Organism: Phytophthora nicotianae INRA-310
Lineage: Eukaryota; Oomycota; Peronosporomycetes; Peronosporales; Peronosporaceae
Exons: 1
Coding region: 1-849 (282 amino acids)
Source: RefSeq, a predicted model, not a curated record